Saprolegnia diclina VS20 is the source of this 1158-nucleotide messenger RNA. RefSeq lists its product as hypothetical. The coding region runs from base 229 to 1101 and encodes 290 amino acids. The transcript has a single exon. The record is from RefSeq and is a predicted model, not a curated record. Gene Ontology annotation, molecular function: transmembrane transporter activity. Gene Ontology annotation, biological process: transmembrane transport. Lineage: Eukaryota; Oomycota; Saprolegniomycetes; Saprolegniales; Saprolegniaceae.
CGGCACUCGAAGCUCAAAUUUCAAUUUCGGCGCUCGAGCUCAAGCAGUCCUUUCUACUGCUUUUGUAUCGACGACCGACUUUGCCCUUCGCCUCCUCGUUGUAUGCCAGGCUUCCGCUGCGGUGGGAACUCGAACGGCGACUGCUACUGCGUGUACGACUACGGUUAGACGCACGACUCACUACCAAGACUACACCUCUCUCUCUCUUUUUUCCAACAACUGACAACCAUGGAGUGGCUCGAAAUCGCCAAGGACCUCAACGCCGGCACGGUCGGCGGCGUCGCCGGUAUUGUCGCGGGCCAUCCGCUCGACACAAUCAAGGUGCGCCUCCAGACGCAGUGCCACACGUCGUCACACGGCAUUGCCUCGUCGAUUCGCGCGAUCGCCGCGACCGAAGGCUUUCGUGGCUUUUACAAGGGCAUGCUGUCCCCGAUCCUCUCAAACGCACCGAUCAACGCGGUUGUCUUUGCCAUUUACGGCCAAGUCUCGCGCCUCUUUCUCCAAGACAAGAAGGAGCUCACGCCGACGGAGCAGCUCAUCGCCGGGUCGGCGGCCGGCCUCUUUCAAGUGUCAUUUGCGGCACCGGCCGAGCUCGUCAAGAUCACGAUGCAAGUCAACAACUACCCGAGCAACUACUCGUCCAUCACGUGCGCCAAGGACAUUCUCGCGAGCCAAGGCAUGAAGGGCCUGUACCGCGGGUGGCAGCUCAACAUGCUCCGUGACGUGCCGGCGUUUGGCUCGUACUUUUACUCGUACGAGCUGCUCAAGCACUGGCUCACGGACGGCUGCUCCGAGAACGAGACGACCAUGAACCUCCUCCUCGCGGGUGGCUCGGCCGGCUCGAUCUCAUGGAUGGUCACGCAGCCCAUUGACGUCGUCAAGACGCUCGUCCAGAGCCAGCCCGCGACGUCGCCGCUCUCGGCCCUCGAGGUUGUCAAGCACCACUACAAGCUCGAAGGCGCGGGCUUUCUCUUCCGCGGCUUUGGCGCAACGAUCCUCCGCGCGUUUCCUGUCUCGGCCGUCACCUUCUUGGUGUACGAACGCUCGAUGCAGUACAUGAACAUGGAUUUUGAGUACGCGCCCAACGUCGAGACGCAAUAAGACCCGAGUCCACCGUAAUAAGUACAAAUUGAAAUACAAAAUGCCUGGCGAAAACAC